AUGAACUUCCACAAUUGCAAUGAUAUAACAAAAAUCAUACAGGUCAGGAAUUAAGUUAAAUUAUUAAUUUUACACAAUUAACAUUGUGUUUGUUUGAGGGGUGGGGCUUGUUGGGAUAGAAGGCGGUUCCUUUUAUCAAACAGACACAGACUCUACAUACAUAAGACGUCAACUUCCCUCAAAAGUGAAGAGGAUCACAGCAAAGAGAAAGAGAGAGCUAUAAGAAAACAUCUGUUUCAAAAUAAUUUUAUUUCGUUUCUCUUCUGAAGUAGAUCAUGGGUGGCACACUUUUGUAUGUUAUGCUGAUCUUUCUGUCCAUAGGACUGAAUAAACAGGCGGCAGAGGGCUGCAGUUGCUUCCCAAUACAUCCUCAAUAUUUUUUCUGCAAUUCUCGAAUAGCUGUAAUUCUAGCAGAAGUAACCAGUGAGGAGAUUGUUAGUGAGGACACUGAAUCUCAUAGAUGGGGGUCAAGUCGAUACCAAAUCAAAGUGAUCAAGGUGUUCAACAGUUUUAACAAUGCUAAGCAAAUUCAGUAUGUCUAUACAAAUACACAUGGAAGCAUGUGUGGCAUCAGGUUGGAACGCAGCCUCUAUGUGCUUUCAGGAACCUUAAAGAAUGAUGAUGGGAUCCUGGUGGGGAUGUGUAACCUUUUCAGGCAUUGGAACAGUCUGUCCUUAACAGAACAACAAAACCUCAACCAAACACUUCAGAUGAGCUGUAACUGCACGGUCUCUCUGUGUGUAGAAAAACCCUGUUGUGUCCAGUCUCCAAAAGAUUGUGUGUGGGUACCCUACACAUCUCACGCUCUGGAGUACGCCUGUCUGGAGAACAGUGACGGUUCAUGUAGCUGGUACAGAGGAGAUUCAAAAGAACCUCAAAAUGACAAGAUGGCCAUUUGCAAACCCAGAAGGUCAUGAGCAGUUUCUCAUUUUUAAAGAUGCGAGACAUGCUGUUCUUUUCAAAAUAGUGAGGGCACAAAGUAACGCGGGGUUAAUUGUAACAGCUAUUUUACAUACUGUAGUUACAUGGGGCUGAGCAAUCUGUACUUUUUGUAUUUUUUUGUGAAUGUCAGAAAAUUAACUUCUGUAAAUUUCUGCAAAGUUUUGAUGUGUUUUAGUUAAGAUACUGGACAAAAAUUGUUUUGGAGGCAUGAAAGUAAUUCAAUGUUUUUUAUUUCAGAGUUUUUUUUUUAUUUUAAGUCACCAAAUCCAACCUUAAAUUGUCUUAAUCACUGUGUUUUGUUACCUAAAACAGCUCCGUUUUGAAACAUGUCAGCAACUAGUAACUGAUAGCUAGGAUGAAAAAUAUUUUUUACACAGUUGGGUUUGUUACAGUAGGACUAAGCAUGAAACUAAGCCUUCAGUAUACAAUGUUAAUGAAAUGAAAAAAAAAAAAACAUUUUAUUAAUCAAAAUGAUAACUGUAAAUACAACAUCAGGGAAAAUAAUUGAUUGAUUGAAAAUAUAUUUUUUUGUCUUAAAAUAUUACUUUCAUUAAAAACAUGACUCACCCCCAUGUCAUCCAAGAUGCUUAUGUUUUUCUUUGUUCAGUCAAAAAAAAAGUAUGUUUUCUGAGG
Molecule: messenger RNA, 1575 nt
Organism: Misgurnus anguillicaudatus (oriental weatherfish)
Lineage: Eukaryota; Metazoa; Chordata; Actinopteri; Cypriniformes; Cobitidae
Source: RefSeq, a predicted model, not a curated record